AUGACGAUGGUGCUUUUAAGAAUUACUUGGGCAAAUCUAAGGAGGGGCACGACGGGCUGUGGAGGAGUUUGGAGGAAUGGGAGCGUUAGGGGUGCAGGCACUGCCACUACCGGACAGACUGGACCAGCCAACGUCCGGGAGCUAUAUAGGCGGAGGAACGCUAGCGGAUUAUACUAUACUAUAAGUCCCGCUCUACCGCGCCAUUUGUCAAAGGACCGGCUUCGGCGGCACCCCCAUCACCGACCAGACCCGCUUCACGCCCGAGAAGCUCGUCCCCGUGACCGGCGCCCGCCGCCUACGCAUCACUGGAAGUUCACCCCACAGCAGCGUGAGGUGCGCGUGUUGCCGGGCGAGACCGCGCUGGCCUUUUACAAGGCGAAGAAUUGCUCCAAGGAGGACAUAAUUGGGGUUGCGACUUAUAGCGUCACGCCGGGGCAGGUUGCGCAGUAUUUUUCCAAGAUUCAGUGUUUUUGCUUUGAAGAGCAGAAAUUGAGCGCGGGUGAAGAGGUGGAUAUGCCUGUGUUCUUCUUUAUUGAUCCGGACUUUCUGGACGAUCCGCAGAUGAGGGGGAUUGACACUGUUACGCUCUCCUAUACCUUCUUUAAGGCAAAAUACGAUAGCAAAGGCAAUUUAAGACCAACAGCUUAGAUUUACUAUAUCUUGUUUUGUGGAUAGGGUUUGCUGGUAACAACUGGGGAGAAGUCUGGGGGAUGGGGCGGGGAUCUGUUAUGAUAGAAGCAACUCCUACUCGGGUUUGCUAUUAGGCACUUUACCAGAUGAGUUGUGGAGCGAGUGAUAAAUCGUGACACUUCUACUCAAAUCGCCAUUGGGCCGUGGUGUUUUUGGGCUUGGUUGCGUUUGCGAUUCAUCUGAGCUCGACCCAAGAUUUUUGGAACCCAAUCAAGUCUCUCACGGUAAUACUUGAUGCCGCAAUUCAGGCAGGAUCGUAAGUGGCAACUGGUGGCGAAUUAAUGCA
Messenger RNA from Tuber melanosporum (Perigord truffle), 976 nucleotides. RefSeq lists its product as uncharacterized. Gene Ontology annotation, cellular component: mitochondrial inner membrane. The transcript is spliced from 5 exons. The record is from RefSeq and is a predicted model, not a curated record. Gene Ontology annotation, molecular function: copper ion binding. Lineage: Eukaryota; Fungi; Ascomycota; Pezizomycetes; Pezizales; Tuberaceae. The coding region runs from base 1 to 648 and encodes 215 amino acids.